AUGAACAGCUCGCAGGCGGGCGCCACAGCCCGGGGCGCCUGGCAGAGCUCCUGCUGCAACCAGUCGGGGGCGCCGCCGGAGCCCCCCGAGGGGCCGCGCGCCGUGCAGGCGGCGGUGCUGGGCGUCCUGUCGCUGCUCGUACUCUGCGGGGUCCUCUUCCUGGGCGCCGGCCUCCUGCUCCGCGCCCAGGGUUUAACGGCGCUGCUGGCCCGAGAGCUGCGCUCGUCCCGGGAGGGCGAGCCCGGCGGCGCCAGCGUCGAUGAUGACGACGACUCCUAGGCGCCCGGCUGCGUUCGGGGGUCACGGACUCCCGGCGGUCCGUGGACUCCACGCCAGACUUUGAGGGAGCGGCCCCCAGCACCCGACGUCUGCAGCGGGGAGCCCUGCCGCGAUGUUGGUGCGCUCGCACAGGUGACAGAGAUGCAGCCAUCCCAGGCCCCGGCUUCUUUCUCCCCUCCUCUCCUUCCCGAAGCCUUUCCCCCCAGAGGACAUUCGACUCAGUGCCUGGGAAGCUGGCCCAUGGUGUGUGCUGUGGAGGACCUCAGUGUUCCUGGAGGAAGAUCCUGAGACGUUUGCUAAGGAACUCUGACCCUGGUCAAGGCUGUCAGACUGAAUGGGGAAGGAAAGAAUUCAGAAAAUUGGGAAAUGGGUGCUGUUGUUACGCCAUCUGUCAGGCUCAGGUUGGGAGUGGCAGGGGUGAUGACUGCAGGUUGGUGUGCCAUGGAGUGAGGCCAGGCAUUUGGAUCCCAACAAGCCUGCACUGUCCUUGAUGGAAAGGCUGGGUCCACACAUGCGUGGACAUACAUCUUGGCUUACUCUUCCUCUAAACCCUGAGUCUCAUCCUGAGGUGGAAAGGGUUGUCAUUCCUUGGCUCUCUUUCCAGCAAAGAUGGGGGCGGCUAUCUCUUACAGAUUCCCGAACCUUGCGUGGUCUGUCUCCCAGAGUGCUUUCCUCCAGUCCUACCAGCCACACAAGGAACCUUUGAUCCAUAUACAGUACAGAUGAGAGCCUGGGAGAAACCUGGACUGUGGUGAGACCUCAUCCUGAGAUUCCUGCACACAGCUGCUGCCUCUGACCUGCUCCAUCCAACCUCCUGAAGUGCUCAUGGUGUGGGCCUGGGUGGUCAGCCCCCCAGGAAAGAAUGGGCCCCCUGGCAACUGUUGUGUGUCCUGGGCACUGAAGUGGCCACACUCUCAGUGCUGCAGACGCUGACAGACUUGUGCCUGCUGGGCCUCGUCCCAUCUCUGGUGCUGGGUGGCUGUGGUCUGACAGGCUAGUGACUUGUCCCUGCUGAAGGCGGUAGGCCAGUGUCCCAAAUUUGAAGGUCUUGUGUGCCCCAGCAAUGACUCAUCACCGCCCUGUCACUUCCUGUGGCUUGUUAUUAAAUAUGCUGGUGAUAUACAGUUGGAGUAUACAGUCGGUGUUUUCAGUUCCUGACUCUUGGAAUUAGUGGUAACCCUGGACCAGUGGUAAAGAACCCGCCUGCCAGUGCGGGAGACAUAAGAGAUACAGGGUGGAUCCCUGGGUUGGAAAGAUCCCCUGGAGGAGGACAUGGCAACCCAUUCCAGUGUUCUUGCCUGGAGAAUCCCAUGGACAGAGAAGUCUGGUGGGCUCCAUAGAGUUGCAGAGAGUGGGACAUGACUGAAGUGACUUGGCACGCAGCAAGUUGGGCCUGCUCCAGUUUGGACUGUUUCUGGCAGAUUCUGAAAGAGCAAUCCCAGCCACAGCCCCUCUCCCUUGGUCUCUUCUCAGUGCUAGCUUUUCCCUCUCCACACCCAGAUCCAAAUCUAUUGGUAGGUAGGAGGUGGGGCAGUGACUCUCACCGACACUCUACUGCCUCCCGGUGGUCAGUGUGGGCAAGAUUGCCGGUAGAAAUGAUCAGUAACCUCAGAUAUGUAGAUGGCACCACCCUCAUGGCAGAAAGUGAAGAGGAACUAAAGAGCCUCUUGAUAAGGUGAAAGAGGAGAGUGAAAAAGCUGGCUUAAAACUCAACUUUCAAAAAGCUAAGAUCAUGGCUUUCGGUCCCAUCGCUUCAUGGCAAAUAGAUGGGGAAACAAUGGAAACAGUGACAGACUUUUAUUUUCUUGGGCUCCAAAAUCACUGCGGAUGGUGACUUGCAGCCAUGAAAUUAAAAGUCACUUGGAAGAAAAGCUCCUUGGAAGAAAAGCAGUGACCAACCUAGACAGCAUACUAAAAAGCAGAGACAUUUGCCAACAAAGGUCUGUCUAGUCAAAGUUAUGGUUUUUCCAGUAGUCGUGUAUGGAUGUGAGAUUUGGACCAGAAAGAAGGCUGAGCACCAAAGCAUUAAUGCUUUUGAACUGUGGUGCUGGAGAAGACUCUUGAGAGUCUAAAGGAAAUCAGUCCUGAAUAUUCAUUGGAAGGGCUGAUGCUAAAGCUGAAGCUCCAGUCCUUUGGGCACCUGAAGUGAAGAGCCAGCUCUUUAGAAAAGACCCUGAUGCUGGGAAAGAUUGAAGGCAGGAGGAGAAGGGGAUGACAGAGGAUGAGAUGGUUGGAUGGCAUCACUGAUUCAAUGGAUGCGAGUUUGAGCAAACUCUGGGAAUUAGUGAAGGACAGGGAAGCCUGGUGUGCUGCACUCCAUCAGGUUGCAAAGAGUCGGACACGACAGAGUGACUGAAUAACAACAAUUGGGGGUCUGAACACAGUUUGGCCAGAGCUUGUGCCUCGAUGUGAGAGUGAAGUUUGUGAGCAUAUGCAUGGAAUUCUAUUUAUAAACCUUCAUGGAUCUCAAUCUCUUCAUCCCUAAAAUGGAGGCAACAAUGUCAUAAGGAUCAAAUACAUAGUGUGCUUGUCUGUAGAUAAAAGGCUUUCUACACUGCGA
Dama dama (fallow deer) is the source of this 2839-nucleotide messenger RNA. It is a transcript of the gene SMIM41, whose product is annotated as small integral membrane protein 41. NCBI's taxonomy places the organism in Eukaryota, Metazoa, Chordata, Mammalia, Artiodactyla, Cervidae. The record is from RefSeq and is a predicted model, not a curated record. Bases 1 to 279 code for a protein of 92 amino acids. The transcript is spliced from 2 exons.